GUUGUCUGAGGGCGUUUUUUCAAGUUUAGCACCAGAGAUUUUUUGGGUGGUGGCUGCUUGUUUUACAAGUUUAGAAUUCCACCAAGUUAUUGUUGAGGACACUGAUUUGAAGGAAUUAUACUAAUUUCCAAACUAUCGUAACUUAUCCCUCUAAUCGAGGCUUCAAACCUUGUUUUUCCCCGUUGGUGCAACUAACGAGUGGUUUACCAGCUAACCGAUAAACUCAAAUUUUAGCUAGCAAGCUGAGAGAGGCGUCAGAUGCAGGCCAUCAAGUGUGUUGUAGUGGGGGACGGAGCUGUGGGUAAAACAUGCCUGCUCAUCAGCUACACCACCAAUGCGUUCCCUGGGGAAUACAUCCCCACAGUCUUUGACAACUACUCUGCCAAUGUGAUGGUCGAUGGGAAACCAGUGAAUCUGGGUCUAUGGGAUACAGCAGGACAGGAAGACUACGACAGACUCAGACCACUGUCCUAUCCACAGACGGAUGUGUUUUUGAUCUGUUUCUCUCUCGUGAGUCCAGCCUCCUUUGAAAACGUCCGUGCCAAGUGGUACCCAGAGGUGAGACACCACUGCCCCAACACCCCAAUCAUCCUGGUGGGCACCAAGCUGGAUCUGAGAGAUGACAAGGACACCAUCGAGAAGCUGAAGGAGAAGAAACUCACCCCCAUUACCUACCCCCAGGGUCUGGCCAUGGCAAAAGAGAUUGGAGCAGUAAAGUACCUGGAAUGCUCAGCCUUGACACAGCGUGGCCUUAAGACAGUGUUUGACGAAGCCAUCCGGGCGGUCUUGUGUCCCCCGCCCGUCAAGAAGAGGAAGAGAAAGUGUUCACUACUCUAAACGGCGCAGACAGGAAGUAGGAAGUCACACUGCAGUCUGAGCUCACCUUUUGGUUGGGGGGAGGAAGAGGGUGGGAGAGUGUCUUAAGAGGGAAGAUUCUACAGAUGUCAUUUUUUUUCUCUCUCGGAUUGUAAUUAGUACAUAGUACUUAAAUAUGAUUUUUAUUAUACAAAUCCUAGAAUUAGAGCUUUGUGAAAUUCCUGCUGCCUUCUAAAAAUAACUUUUUUUAAUGUUAUUGGAAGAUACUAAUUGCUCUUUUCAAUUUCAGUCUCUUCCACUCUUCUCGAGUCCAUAUUGUUUGUUUACAGACUUCAAUUGUGUAGAAUUGAGGUGUUGCCAAAAUUCCUACCGCAUAUAACGGUCAUCACUUUCUUGUAGCUCCAUGUACACUAAAUGUAAGGAUUUCUUCUUGUUUUUUUUCUUUUGUACCAUAUGUGCGACCAUAAUUAGCAAAAUCUUAAAAUAUCCGUUAAAUGGUUCAAGAGAAAUUGAAGUAAACUCUUAAAAAAAACAAAAAAAAGUGUUGUAGUAGUGUCUUCUAUGUUCUAUAAUCAUACUCUAUGUAGAUCAAGUAAAUUUAGAUCAAUUGUUUCUCGUCAGGUAGAUUUUUAUCUAUCCAUCAAAUACAUCGUCAAAAUAACUGUCAAUAAUGGAUAAUAGCGAUCACUUUAUAGCUAGGUGGAUUAAAUGCUUAUUAGAUCUAUCUAAAUAUCAACUUACAGUACUUGCCCCUUGUUCUGAUAAAAUAGUAUUUUACAUUCUACAGGUGUCUAUACUGAUUCACCUGAACAGGUGAAUAGGAGAAACUGUUAGAAAGUGGAUGGAGAAUGGUUCUUUAUCAGACCAAUUUAGAUGGAUCCCUCUUGUUGGAUUAAACAACGGUUUCACAAACUGUGUUUUCUGUACAUAAACACAAA
Molecule: messenger RNA, 1754 nt
Organism: Oncorhynchus masou masou (cherry salmon)
Lineage: Eukaryota; Metazoa; Chordata; Actinopteri; Salmoniformes; Salmonidae
Product: ras-related C3 botulinum toxin substrate 1
Exons: 6
Coding region: 259-837 (192 amino acids)
Biological process (GO): motor neuron axon guidance; cortical cytoskeleton organization; establishment or maintenance of cell polarity
Cellular component (GO): cytoplasmic vesicle; dendritic spine; cytoskeleton
Molecular function (GO): GTP binding; protein kinase binding; GTPase activity
Source: RefSeq, a predicted model, not a curated record